Neltuma alba is the source of this 378-nucleotide messenger RNA. RefSeq lists its product as uncharacterized. Bases 1 to 378 code for a protein of 125 amino acids. The record is from RefSeq and is a predicted model, not a curated record. The transcript has a single exon. NCBI's taxonomy places the organism in Eukaryota, Viridiplantae, Streptophyta, Magnoliopsida, Fabales, Fabaceae.
AUGAAUCGGAAAGCAGAGAGGGGAAUGAGGGAAGAAUCAUCAAAGCAAGAGGAAGCGAAUACGAGUUACGAUGAUGAUGAACAGCAGGUGUGCACGCCCAGGGUGUCUUGCGGGUGCUUCCUCGUAUCAGACGGAUAUACGCUGUUUCAUCAUCAGAGCAACGACGACCAAGAAAACGAACAACAAGCGAGAGACAACUGGUGGCACAGGCAAAUGAAGAAGAUGAAGACCGAUUUUCUGCGAUACAGAGCCAACAAGAAAGCCAGGAGAUUGCGGUUUCAUUAUGAUCCUAAGAGCUAUGCUCUUAAUUUUGAUGAUGCUGCUGCCGCCCACAACACUACCAGUCAUCACCAUGCUGCUUUUGUAAUUUCUCACUAA